CAAAUUUCAUCACAAGUUUCGCAAAUUUCACAACAUUUCGUCUUGCGUUCGCAGUCUUAACAAAAUCAACGCACAGAGCGCACGGCAAAAAUCAUUCCUCUUGCAAAUCCAUGAAAUUACUGUGAAGUAUUGUGAUAAUAAUAGGAAAAACACACAAAGCAACAAUGCCUUCGAAGAAGAAGACCACAAAAUUCGCGAAAAGCGAAUUCAGCGAGGAUUAUCGCAGGAAACGGGAGAGAAACAAUGAGGCAGUGAAGAAGAGCCGCGAAAAGAUGCGGUUGAACACCAUCGAGACGCAGAAACGCGUGGACAAUCUCCGGGUGGAAAACAAAGUGCUGGAGAAGGAAAUUGUGGGUCUGAAGAAGAACCUGAAGCUCCUGAAAGAGCUCUUUAUCGCCCAGGCAAAGGCCAAGAACAGCACCAGCCCGAAUCUGAGAGAACUGCUCGCCAGCGAUAGCGAGGAUGAUGAAAUCUAG
Messenger RNA from Phlebotomus argentipes, 476 nucleotides. Its product is annotated as CCAAT/enhancer-binding protein homolog 2-like. Gene Ontology annotation, biological process: DNA-templated transcription; regulation of transcription by RNA polymerase II. The record is from RefSeq and is a predicted model, not a curated record. NCBI's taxonomy places the organism in Eukaryota, Metazoa, Arthropoda, Insecta, Diptera, Psychodidae. Bases 165 to 476 code for a protein of 103 amino acids. The transcript is spliced from 2 exons. Gene Ontology annotation, molecular function: RNA polymerase II cis-regulatory region sequence-specific DNA binding; DNA-binding transcription factor activity, RNA polymerase II-specific.